Messenger RNA from Perkinsus marinus ATCC 50983, 2625 nucleotides. RefSeq lists its product as hypothetical. Bases 1 to 2625 code for a protein of 874 amino acids. The transcript is spliced from 21 exons. The record is from RefSeq and is a predicted model, not a curated record. Gene Ontology annotation, cellular component: Golgi medial cisterna; membrane; Golgi trans cisterna. Lineage: Eukaryota; Perkinsozoa; Perkinsida; Perkinsidae.
AUGGGAAAUUCGGAGAGCAGGGCGUUGGUAUCAGACUACUUGGAUGAGCUCGGUCAGUGUGACCUUGCGGUGGAUGCUGAAGCUGCACCUAUGAAGGAGGAGUUUUGGACUACUAUAUUUGGUACGCCCUUGAGCAUCGAGGAAAUCUUUGAAAUCAUCACUCCGGAGUGGGUGAGGAACCUCAGAGAUGAGAAGCCUUAUAAUAUGCAGUUCUUAUUGAGGAAGAUAAUAGAGAAGUUGGAGGAGGUAUGUGCGACGGGAUUGGUGCAAUCGGAAGAGGUGGACGAAGGGUCCCAUGAGCUGACCCAAGGCCAACGGAGUGAGGCCUUACAGUGUGUUCGGCUGUUAACAAGGAUAGCCCCAUUCCUAUUGGAAGAUGUUGAUGCUGAGAGCUGCUUGGCCUUGCUAUGGCAUUCGGGAGGGUUAGUCGUGAGGAACAGGGGAGAGUCGGUAGUAGUCGAGCCUGCAUCUCCAUCAGUCGAGGAAGCGGCGGGGGAUGAUGGAAGUAGCGUGACGUCGAGUGUGGAGGAUGUGGCUGAUCUUGGGAGGGCACCGCUUAUGUAUAGGAUGCUCAGGGCUCUGCAAUGGUCGUUGUUUCUCAAGGACUUCACCGUCCUCAUACCACAAGUAGGUGCUUCCUUGCCUCUACCGACUCACAGAGUGGACUCAAGAUUCGUUUGGAGAGGGGGAAUCGGAACUGCUAAGGAGCUACCAGUGAAUCAGAAUAAUGAGAUCAUGAGUGCUCGCUGUGAGGUCCUCAAGUGUCUCCUCACUGUGCUCAGUGAACCUCUUUUCCAGCCCAUAUCAUCCUACUCCUCGAAUCCUUCCAGAGUGCUUCUCACAUUCUGCAGCGGCGACCUGCCUUAUACAGCGAAUCUAUACUGCAGUCUUAUGAGCACUGUGGUGGCCUACGAUCCGAGAGGAUAUGGCGUCCCAUACGGCUCGGCGUUCUCUAGUGGAAGUCAGGAGGCUUUGGUGGAUCUGUCCUUACAGGUGAAGGUCCCAGGUUCGAACCCUGGUGCGGGCACUUACUUCAAUCCCUCACCGGAGAAUACUGGAUCGGAGAUGGUGAAAACCCAUCGUACCGGGACUGGCUCUGAGGAUGACAGUAACAACUCGAUAUCCGAGAGCUCCAACCAAGAGGAGUCGGCUGCACGCAGAAGGUUUUCCUCGUGUGCCUUCCCUCUAGCUGGUCCGGAUGAUGAUGCUUCCAAGCCUCGUAACGUUUAUAGAAUAAUGGCUAGAGGAGUUCAGAAGACUGGUGAACUGGACUUCAUGGUGCCAUUCUACCAGGAGGCUCUCAUAUUGUUGUGGCACUUGAUUACCAUCAACUCAACCUACAGGAAGAGGCUCUGUAUUCGCCAUACUGAAGACUCUUCUGUGACACUCGUCACUGCAAAAUGUCCAAUGUUGUUGUUCAUGGGAUCAUGUUAUGCCCAAGCUCCCCAGAUUCUCCAUCCCCUCCUGGACCUUCUAGUGUCAUCUCGAAACUCUCAAGCCAAAAUAGGUCUCCUUCAUAUGUGCAGUUUUAUCAUACUUGUUCUGAGCAGCGAUCGCGACUUUGCAGUUGCUUUGAAUGCGCCCUUCAGGGGUAGCCGCAUCCAGGAUGUUCCCGUGUUCACCGGCACUUGGGCGGAUCUGAUGACUUUGAGUAUUUAUCGAGUCGUGUCGGACGCGUUGUUUGUCGCUGCCACGGCUAAGUCCCCGACAACAGGGGCUGAGAGUUUGAUAGAUAUGAUGCUCACUUCCCUCUGCAACAUCUCGGCGUAUGUGAGGAUCUUCUGCCUCGAGUCAUGUAUAAAGAUCCUCAAUCUUGUGGAACGGUUUUCGAAGCCCCACUGGUUGUUCAAAGGGCCUCUCAACCACAACGCUAUAUUCUUCCUCGUCGAGAGCCUCAACAAUGUGAUCCAAUACCAAUACGAGGGGAACCACCAACUGGUGUACUCGGUCCUCCGACAUAAAGAGGUCUUCGACUCGCUCAAGCAGUUGAGGCUGCCUAAGUCGAGCCCUUCAACCUCUACAGUGCCCUCUAUCGUUGAAGAAUCGUCGAUGGAAAGCGACAAUGCUGCUGCAGGUCAGGAAAAGAGCUCACAGGAGACUAGUGAGUCCUGUACGGUCGCCCCCCUCUCGUUCACAGUACAUGGCCUAGGCGCACAACAAUCAGUGAAUGAAUUCGACGAGUAUGGCAGAGCUGUUGGCAGCCCAGAAUCACGAGUAAAGAAACAGACAGCGCUGAUGCAUCAGGCAGCAGGCGCUAGUGGCGAUCCUUCUGUUGCCGAGGACAAGUGGGUCCCGACAGAUGCGUGGCUAGAAGAAUGGAAGAACAAAUUGAUGCAGAAAAUGGAAGCUAUUUAUCGUCUUUUCAACGCUCUGUAUCCCAAGAUUGCUUCGGAAUGCGAAUCUGAAGGUGUAACGGACCAGAAUGGUGUGUUAGAGCUGCUUAAGGAUACGACCAUGGUCGGGAUCCUCCCCGUGCCACAUCCAAUAGUCAUCAGAACCUACCAGCAGAAUGCCUAUACACAGCUCUGGUUCACGAGCUAUCUUUGGGGUGUCAUUUUUACGAGGUCCCAGGCAUUGCCGUUGUACGACUGGAAGAAGAUUCAGCUUAUUUUGAUCAAUCAGUAG